CAUGCUGAAAAAGAAGACUACUGGGACUCUGUACUCUUGAGUGAUGAGUCAAAGAUAAAUGUUUUUGGAGCCCACGACUUCAAAACUGUAUGGCGUCGCAAAGGUGAGGAGUACGAAGAAAAAUGCAUGGUGCCUACAGUGAAACAUGGUGACAGUGUCCUUCUGUGGCGCUGCAUGAGUGCUGCUGGUGUCAGGGAGCUGCAUUUCAUUGCUGGUAUAAUGAAUUCUCAGAUGUAUAUUGAAAGAGAAGUUUUCCAUCAUGACAAUGAUCUAAAAACGCACAUCUAAGGCCACUGUUGCAUUUCUGA
This is a messenger RNA of Staurois parvus, 308 nucleotides long. NCBI's taxonomy places the organism in Eukaryota, Metazoa, Chordata, Amphibia, Anura, Ranidae. The record is from the annotation of a GenBank genome assembly.